CACGCAUGCGCGCAGUACACUGAAGGCCUUGAAAAUGUCGGAUGCGGGUUAAAAACGGACAGGAAUUUGUCUCCAGGAAUCUCAAACACGACACGCCAGUUUUGUUGUCUCUGUCUAGAUAUUUAAGAAGUGGAGCAAGGGAUCCUAUCGACCAUCCAUCCUGCUCAGACUGUGGGGAGGGAUUCACUCGGUCAUUUGACCAACUGGCAAGCCCGGCAUUUUACACAGGAGAAAGGCCGUUCACCUGCUCAGACAGUGGGAAUUGAUUCACUUGGUCAUUUCAACUGAAGGUACAUCAGCAAGUUCACACUGGGCAAGGCCAUUCAUCUGUUCUGUGUGUGAGAGAUUCUGCCGGACAUCCCACCUGUGGACCCACCAGUCAGAUCACACUGGGCAGUGGCUGGUCAUCUGCUCAAUUUCGGGGAAGGGAUUCUCUCAGUCAUCUGACCUAAUGGCACACCAGCGUGUUCACACCAGGGGGCAGCCAUUCACCUGCACAGUCUGCGGGAAGGGAUUCUCUCAGUCAUCCCACCUACUGAGUCAUCAGCGAGUUCACACUGGGGAGAGGCCAUUCAUCUGCACAGUAUGUGGGAAGGGAUUCACUCAGUCAUCCACCCUACAGAGUCAUCAGCGAGUUCACACUGGAGAGAGGCCAUUCACCUGCUCAGUCUGUGGGAAGGGAUUCACUCAAUCAUCCAACCUACUGAGUCAUCAGCGAGUUCACACUGGGGAGAGGCCGUUCACCUGCUCAGUCUGUGGGAAAGGAUUCACUCAGUCAUCCAACCUACAGAGUCAUCAGCGAGUUCACACUGGGGAGAAGCCAUUCACCUGCUCAGUCUGUGGGAAGGGAUUCACUGAUGCAUCCCACCUACUGAGUCAUCAGCGAGUUCACACUGGGGAGAGGCCAUUCACCUGCUCAGUCUGUGGGAAGGGAUUCACUCAGUCAUCCCACCUGCAGAAUCAUCAGCGAGUUCACACUGGGGAAAAGCCAUUCACCUGCUCAGAAUGUGGGAAAGGAUUCACUCAGUCAUCCAAACUACUGGUCCACCAGCAAUUUCACACUGGGGGGCGGCCAUUCACCUGCUCACCGUGCGGGAAGGGAUUCACUAGCUCAUCUAAACUGAAGGUACAUCAGAGAGUUCACACUGGGGAGAAGCCAUUCAACUGCUCAGUCUGUGGGAAGGGAUUCACUCAGUCAUCCACCCUACAGAAUCAUCAGCGAGUUCACACUGGGGAGAGGCCAUUCACCUGCUCAGAAUGUGGGAAGCGAUUCACUCAGCCAUCCAGCCUACAGAAUCAUCAGCGAGUUCACACUGGGGAGAGGCCAUUCACCUGCUCAGAAUGUGGGAAGGGAUUCAUACUGUCAUUUUACCUACAGAGACACCAGCGAGUUCACACUGGGGAGAGGCCAUUCACCUGCUCAGUCUGUGGGAAGGGAUUCACUCAGUCAUCCAACCUACUGGUACAUCAGCGUGUUCACACUGGGGAGAAGCCAUUCACCUGUUCAGUCUGUGGGAAGCGAUUCACUCAGUCACACCAUCUGCAGAAUCAUCAGCGAGUUCACACUGGGGCAAAGCUGUUCACCUGCUUAGACUGUGGGAUAGGAUUCACUCAGUCAUCACAACUACUGGCACACCAGUCAGUUCACAAUGGGAGGUAGCCGUUGUUAUGAAUCCCUGGGUUUCGUUUGCUGUGGACUGUCAUUUUAAAAGAGAGAGAGAGAGAGAUUAAGAAGGUGAAUCAGCCUGACUUGCAGCUGGUUUACAUCGCGUGCAGCUUGUUUAGUUUUAACUGAGGACACAGACACUCAGAGUCAGAUGGAGACGGAGGAAAAAUGGAAGGAUCAAAACCAGGGAACUAGGGGCCAAGUGUCACCGUUUGGAACUUUCCUAUGCCCACAAGGGUGGGUUAAUUAUCGAUUUACCAUACAUCGAAUGUGUGGUUGUCACCUUGUUUGAUCCAUAGGAGUGGAUCGGAUUUGGCGCAUCCUGUGAAGACCACUUAUGUGUUAACCCUUGCCGGCUGUGGUGUGGUUGUUCACUUGAAGAUGACACACCUUGUGACAAGUCACUUUCGGUGAUAAUUUGUAUGUGGAUUUGGAGCGAUGACAGAUAAAAUCUACAGCGACUGUUCUCUUGAUUUACCACCGAAGAACCUGUGGAAUUCUACAUAUUUGCGUUUUUUCGCCAUUUACCCUGGAUUACAAAUCUCUCUCUCUCAUCGCCUAUACUGUAGUUGAACUGAACUUUCAUACUUUACCAUCUCAAGACUCUAAGCUUUGUUUCCCCCGAGCUCAACAGUUUGGGAGUUACAUUUACACACAGUUAUAAACUUAACACUGUUAACUUCUGUUUAUCUUGUUUAAGUUGCAAUAUUACAAGUAGAUUCUAAUAGGGAUAGAUUUAGCAUCAAAACCAGACUCCAGGUGUAGUCUAUUGCUGCUGGUUUGUUUCUAAAGCAUUAUGGUUCAUAACAAAUUUGGGGCCUGCAUCUGGGAUAUGAACAAAUGUGGGGUCUAUUGAUCGAUUAAUUAUCGACUUGAUUGGGAAAAUUCCUUUUGACUUAUUUGUGUGUGGAAAUUAGCAGCAAUGGACAUUUAUAAAUUUCUGGAAUCGCCAACCCCUGAGGCAUCUGGAAAAGCCAAAAAGAAUGAAUUACUGACUGUUGCUAAUGGGCUGAAUCUUAAGCAGGUAAGGGGGUGUGAAGGACCAGGGCAAGCAUAAAACUGGGAAAGGAGGUAAAGGAAAACCAAUAGGGAUUUUAUUAUAAAAUAUAGGCAUCCACCCCCUUUUUCGGAGACUGGGAUCCCUGUUUCUACCGGUAAUAAUGUGCAUUUCAAUGUGUUCACUCAGCCCUCGAUUCUCUAAAUGAAAGGGUUAUCCACAUUUGAUCUUUCUUUAUAUGUUGACCCAACCAUUUCAGGGAUCAGUCUAUUGAAACUCCAUUGCACUCUUUAUAACAAAUACUCUCUAACCACUUUGUUAAUCCUCUGCGCGAAAAAAUGUGCAUCUUCCGCAGCCCCGUGUUGCCCCAACCACUCACCUCCUGAACCUGUCAUUGGCCCCACUUGCACGUCAACCAUCUGCCGGUGUUUUCCCCCUAAUGUGAAUCCCUCUGCUCACCACCACUGUGGGCUCAGACAUUUCCGCAGAUUUCCACCGGGACAAACAUCCUGUCUGCCCCCUCUCACACCAUUUUUUUUCCUUUCAAUAAAAUCGCUCCUCUCCCUCCCCAAGGAACUGGCAUCAAACCGACGGGCCAAGCGGUCUCCUACCUCUCGACGACACAUUAGCCUUCAGCCGCAGGAGACGCUUCACAAACGCCCCAACUUCCCUUGGAGGGAAAUGGAAAUAAAUCAAAAAACGGACAUUUACUCGACUGUGAUGUGGAGUUUGAGGCUGGGGCGAGAGUCGAAAUCAGCGGGGGUAACGCCCUCUGGACUUGUCCACCAAUGCGAACUGGUGGUAACAAGUGAUUGACAUCGCUUUGCACCAGAGGGAAUAGCGCAGCCCCUGAAUCCUCUGUAGACAGCUGUGGGGGACGGCUGGUCACAUGUUUAUUAGCCCAGCUAUUAAACUGAUAAAGCCCGAGCUCAGCAACACAUGGAUGACGUAAGACGCUGUGCACGUAAGGGCAGAUCCCGGUGUGGGUAGCCCAUGAGUGACGUCAGGCACGAGGGAGGUCUGUGUGACGUCACCUGUGGGGAUGCACUCCCAUUUAAAUGCACCUUAGUGCGUUUCUUAUGAUUUCAGAGGGAUAACAACAUUAAUCACGGGUUUCAUUACUGAAUCCACUGUUGUGAGAUGUAAAGUCCUCUGUUAUGUGACCGGCUGGGCCUUGUUGGUUGGGGGCUAUUGAUCUAUUAAUUAUCUAUUUGAUUGGGCAUAUCCCUUUUGAUUUAUUUGUGUGUGGAAAUCAGCAGCAGUGGAUAUUGAUAAAUUUCUGUAGGUUGGAUGACUGAGUGUAUCCCUUCCCACGUACUUCCGCAUCCAGGUCAUCCACUCUUGGUCUUCCUGGAAUCAUUCUUUGACACUUCUCCGGACCCACUCCAAUACGAACACAUCUUUUGCUCAGAUAAUAAGUCGGAAGUACAGGUCGGAAUCUGCUCACUAUCCACCAACAGGGAUCUGCCCAAUGUGUUGUAAAGCUAUAAUAUCGCAUCCUUGCUCUUAUAUUGCUAACAUUGCAGUUGUCAUCCUUAAUCAACUCAAUCUACAAGCAAAUCUUUAGGGCCUCUUGCUCAAGGACUUACAAGCACUUAUGCACCUCUAAUUUUUUCAAGCUUCUCCCAUUUACUUUUUUUCUAUGCCAAUUACUUCUACCAAAUGUGCAUG
Messenger RNA from Hypanus sabinus (Atlantic stingray), 4334 nucleotides. Its product is annotated as zinc finger protein 229-like. Bases 452 to 1660 code for a protein of 402 amino acids. The transcript has 2 exons. The record is from RefSeq and is a predicted model, not a curated record. NCBI's taxonomy places the organism in Eukaryota, Metazoa, Chordata, Chondrichthyes, Myliobatiformes, Dasyatidae.